CAAAAAAUUUCCAUCCCCAUCACGGUCACGGCACCCUAUACCACACGCGCCCGCCCCGCCGCCCACGUCCCAAAACCCAGCGGCUGCGGUGAUAUCUCCUCAGCUCCUCUCCCCGCUCCCUCCCAUAGUGCCAUUCCGUUCGCUGGCGGUGCCGAUCCACCGCAUGGCUCACUUCCUGCUGUUGCUGGCUCUAGUGCUGGCCCUUGCCUCCGCGGCCUUUGUUCUCCCGGUCGCCGUCGCCGACCCGCAGGCUACGCAGCUCAACCUGGGGUGCAGCCAGUACAACGCUACGCCCACGGCUGCCUUCCUCGCCGCCCUCAACUCCACCUUCGCCGAACUCCGCGCCAACCUCUCCUCCGGCGCCGGCGGUGGAGGAGGUGAUGGCGGCUUCGCCACCGCAGCGGAGCCGCGCGCCUCCGCGCCGGCCUUCGCGCUGGCGCAGUGCCGCCCGUAUAUCGCCGGAAGGGACUGCGUCGCCUGCUUCGACGCCGCCGUGGCGCGCCUCCGCCCCGCCUGUGGUGCAGCUAACGGCGGGCGCGUCAUCCUCGACGGCUGCGUCAUACGGUACGAGAGCGCGGCUUUCUUCGACCAGGCCACGCUCCCCGGCAACACGCAGCUCUGCAACGGCUCCGCCGUGGCCGCCGCCGGCUUCGACGGCGCUGUACGAGCGCUGGUCGGCAACCUCGCGGCCGCUGUGCCCCGCGUCCCGGGGUUCGCUGCGGCGGCCGCGGGCGGCGGUGUGUACGCGGUGGCGCAGUGUGUGCGGACGGUCGGGGCGGACGGUUGUGCGCAGUGCCUGGAGGUGGCUUCGAGGAACAUUGACGGGUGCUCGCCCAAUUCCGACGGCCGCGCCGUGGAUGCUGGGUGCUUCAUGAGGUACUCCGAUAAGCCGUUCUUCCCAGCUAAUGCAACCGUAGACCUGACGCCAUACUUGAGCUCAGGGGAAUCAAGCCAGAAAGGAGCCAUUAUAGGAGGAAUUUUGGGAGGUGUAGCCUUCCUGCUGCUUGUAGGGUUAGUAGCUUUAUUGUGGAUCCGGCGGUCGAGAAAGCUGCAGAAACCCCAGAGAGGUGAUAUACUUGGAGCAACAGAACUACAGGGUCCAACAAGUUUUUACUAUCACGAUCUUAAGGCUGCAACCAAUAAUUUUAGUAAGGAAAGUAAACUUGGGGAAGGAGGUUUUGGAGAUGUAUUUAAGGGCUUGUUGAAAAAUGGGAAAACUGUUGCAGUAAAAAGGUUGACUGUAAUGGAAACUAGCAGGGCCCAAGCUGAUUUUGAAAGUGAGGUGAAGUUGAUUAGCAAUGUUCAUCAUCGAAAUCUUGUGCGUCUUCUUGGUUGUUCUCGCAAGGGGCCCAAAUGCCUGCUUGUUUAUGAAUACAUGGCAAACAGUAGCCUUGACAAGUUCCUCUUUGGUGAUAGACGCGGAAUACUUAACUGGAAGCAACGAUUUAACAUCAUUGUUGGCAUGGCUCGUGGCCUUGCAUAUCUUCAUGAGGAGUUCCAUGUGUGUAUCAUACACCGUGACAUUAAAUCUAGCAAUGUUCUUCUUGAUGAUGACUUUCAGCCUAAGAUUGCUGAUUUUGGUUUGGCAAGACUCCUACCUGAAGAUCAUAGUCAUCUCAGCACUAGAUUUGCAGGAACAUUGGGUUACACUGCUCCUGAAUAUGCAAUCCAUGGCCAACUAUCAGAGAAGGUUGACACGUACAGCUUUGGUGUAGUCAUUUUGGAAAUAAUAAGUGGUCGGAAGAGCAAUGAUACAAAGCUGGAGCCUGAAACACAGUACUUACUUGAAUCGGCAUGGAAGCUAUAUGAAAAUGAGAACUUGAUUAGUUUGGUGGACGGAUCAUUAGAUCCCGAAGAAUACAAGCCAGAAGAGAUAAAAAGAAUAAUAGAGAUAGCACUUCUCUGCACUCAGUCAGCCGUUGCUUCAAGGCCAACGAUGUCAGAGGUAGUUGUGUUGCUGUUGACAAAAAAUGCCCCAGAGAAACAGCCCACAAGACCCACUUUUAUUGAUGCAACAAGUAGAGUGCGAGGUGAAACAUCGUCCUCCAGUUCAUCUUCUGCAUCCAGGGCCACUGUUUCAUUUUCACAGUUUUCGGCCAGGUAAAAGGCUUUGCAUACGACUGCAUAUUUCUUGUGUAAUAGCGAUAUGUUUGUAACUAUAGUUCUAUACCUAUAUUGUAGAUGUUACUUGUCAUUAUAUAUGAGAGCAGUGUAAAUUAUUUAAAAAGUUCUUUUGGUCAUGUAACUGUAUGACUCAUGAUUUAUGAAUGUUACAAGAUUGUGUUUAUGUGACGUGGUCUACGGUCUAUUCGAAACCA
Messenger RNA from Brachypodium distachyon (stiff brome), 2318 nucleotides. RefSeq names its product cysteine-rich receptor-like protein kinase 2. Gene Ontology annotation, molecular function: ATP binding; protein kinase activity. Gene Ontology annotation, biological process: protein phosphorylation. The transcript has 7 exons. NCBI's taxonomy places the organism in Eukaryota, Viridiplantae, Streptophyta, Magnoliopsida, Poales, Poaceae. The record is from RefSeq and is a predicted model, not a curated record. Bases 164 to 2104 code for a protein of 646 amino acids.